Messenger RNA from Anguilla anguilla (European eel), 3151 nucleotides. Its product is annotated as equilibrative nucleoside transporter 4-like. Gene Ontology annotation, cellular component: plasma membrane. Lineage: Eukaryota; Metazoa; Chordata; Actinopteri; Anguilliformes; Anguillidae. Gene Ontology annotation, biological process: nucleoside transmembrane transport. Bases 533 to 2110 code for a protein of 525 amino acids. Gene Ontology annotation, molecular function: nucleoside transmembrane transporter activity; monoamine transmembrane transporter activity. The record is from RefSeq and is a predicted model, not a curated record. The transcript is spliced from 11 exons.
GUGCGAGUGUCAGUCUUCUACAAAAGUGAGUGUCAUGUUGGCUAGAUGCAGAGCACAUAUAGUUAGCCGGUUGUUGAAAAAAAGGACGUUGUUUCCCUAUGAAUGCAUAGCCCACUGUUAAACGAGUGGGGACGGUAAGGGAAGCAAAAACAACGAAUUGUAACACGCAAGGUUGGACAUGGUGUAUUUUAAGGACUGAAUUGAGCUCCCUUUAGAUUCCUAAUACCUACUCGGUGAUGGUGCCGUGAGUUUCAUUGUGGGAAAGGCUCCUUCGGAGGGCGGAACGGAGAGCUAAAGGCUUUUCUCAGUUGGACCUUGCGAGAAGAGCAACAUAUAUUUGCAACUGGCGACCAGUGUGAUGGAUAGAACUCGCGUUGAAACCGAAAGAUGGCAAAUACAUCAAAUCCGAGGACUUCACUUUUAACGGAGUAAAGAUUAUACACACGCCAGUUAACUCGCCAGUAAAAAAAAAACGAGCGGUGUCCUGACGUGACCUCGCCGUCGGCGGAGCGGGCGGACGGAGGAGCGGAGGAUGUGUUCGACGGGGCUGGAGCGGCGGAGGCAGGCCACGCCCUCCCAGACGCCCGAGGGGAACGUGGUGAUGAGCUUCAGCUUUGAGAGCUACCAGCUGGAGGACGAGGAGUGCCAGGCCAAGGAGGUCCCGGACAAGGGCAUCCUGACCUUCACAGAGCCAGCCUUUGAAGAGCCUGUGCCCGACGACCGUUACCAUGGGAUCUACUUCGCCAUGCUGCUGGCUGGAGUGGGUUUCCUGCUGCCCUACAACAGCUUCAUCACCGACGUGGACUAUUUACACCACAAAUUUGAAGGAACGUCCAUUGUGUUCGACAUGAGCCUGACCUACAUCCUGGUGGCCCUGGUGGCGGUGGUUCUGAACAACGCCCUGGUGGAGAUGCUCAGCCUGCACACCCGGAUCACUGCAGGCUACCUCUUCGCCCUGGGGCCGUUGGUGUUCGUCGGCGUCUGCGACAUCUGGCUGGAGCAGUUCACCACCAGGCAGUCAUACAUCAUCACCCUGCUGGCCGUGGGCAUCGUGGCAUUCGGAUGUACAGUUCAGCAGUCCAGUUUCUAUGGUUACAUGGGGAUGCUUCCAAAGAGGUACACGCAAGGCGUCAUGACCGGAGAGAGCACGGCCGGCGUGAUCAUAUCGCUGAGCCGCAUCUUCACCAAGCUGCUGAUCAAGAACGAGAGGAAGAACACCAUCAUCUUCUUCCUCAUCUCCAUCGGCCUGGAGCUCAUGUGCUUCCUGCUCCACCUGAUGGUGCGCCGGACGCGGUUCGUGCGCCACUACACCGGCCUCGCCCGCCAGGGCCUGAGCGAGGUCAAGGGCCAGGCGGACUCCGGCACCAGAUACCGCGUCCACCACGACGCCAUCACAGAGGAAGUAAGAUUUGAUAAUGGUGCCUUGGGAGUCUCCCCCACUGAAGCUGUUGGGACAGAGGCUGAGCUUGCAGGCGGUGGUACAUAUGUGAGAUUUGAUGUCCCCAAUCCGAAAAUAAAGAAGAACUGGCCCAGCAUAAAGGAAAUGAUCCUGCAUCGCUACAUAGUUUCCAGGGUGAUCUGGACCUACAUGCUGUCGAUUGCCGUCACCUACUUCAUAACCCUCUGCCUGUUCCCGGGGCUGGAGUCGGAAAUCCGCAACGACAUGCUGGGCGACUGGCUGCCCAUCCUGGUCAUGGCCAUCUUCAACAUGUCCGACUUUGUGGGGAAAAUCCUGGCGGCGCUGCCCUACGACUGGAAGGGCGGGCGGCUGCUCCUGUUCUCGUGCGUGCGGGUGGUCUUCAUCCCGCUCUUCAUCAUGUGCGUGCACCCGGCCGAGAGGCCGGCCCUGGGGCACCCCGCCUGGCCCUGCGUCUUCUCCCUCCUCAUGGGCGUCACCAACGGCUACUUCGGCAGCGUGCCCAUGAUCCUGGCGGCGGGCAAGGUGCCCCCCGAGCAGAGGGAGCUGGCAGGGAACACGAUGACCGUGUCCUACAUGGCAGGGCUGAUGAUGGGCUCUGCGGUGGCGUACUUUGCCUACAGCUUCACCGCCCAGGGCUCCAGCCACCGCGCGGCAUGGCCCCUCAACGCCACGACGACCUCGGGGUACUGAACGCCGCGGCCGGCCCGCCGGCGCCCCCCCGGCGUCGGACCGACGCGGUGAACAUCGAACGGCGUCAAGCGCAACGCAGUCACGACGGCCGCACGCACCCGAGAGAGAUUUUUCAAAGACGUAUCCCACAGUGCUCGGCCGGGCAACGGCCUUCAGUUCCUGAUGCCCAAAAACAACCCCACCCCAACCCCCCCCCCCCCCCCCCCCCCCCCGUGAUCCGCGUCACCAAUGAGAGAGCUCACUUCGCCGCGCCGCCGUCUGUCGCGGCGGGCCGUCCCCCUCCCGUCUCCGUAGCUCCGCCCCCCCCAUCGUGGCCUCGUGCCGACCGCUUUUUCCAGACGCCACGCCACGUGACAUCGCCGGUUUCGUCUCGUCGUCCUGCGUGUCCUUUCACGAACUUUCAUCGUCUCCCCCUCGCGCCUCAUCGCUAUCGGGACACUGCCGAGAGGGGUGCUAAUGCUAACGGGCUCGGGCUUCCUCUCAGCUCAGCUCUCUCACUCGUUUUUUUGGGAGGAAAGACUUUUUGCAGGUCCGAGGAGGGGACUUAACACUAACGCCAACGCGUCUCAGACAAGGAAGAGGCCUCUUGCUGAUGUCGUGAACUUGAUGUCGUCCACAUAUAUAUAUCUGUGAAUAAUAAAUCAUUUUUGCUUUCCUAUGUUUUUUUAGAGAUUCGGUGUACAUUUCAUUAAUUCGCCAUUUUUCAUUUGCGUUAACUGUCGUGGCACGGACGUGACUUCACCUGUGGAAAUCUGAAACAUUCUGCUGUGACCUACACCUCCAUCCAAACGUGGAUUUCUGCAAACGGCUGCAGCAGUGACUGUAUCGGUACUGGACAGAAUGAGACUGAUCGUGCUUGUUUUGUUCGUAAUCUCCCGUCUUUACAGUGUUGGAAACGGCUGUUUGUUGAAUGAAAAACUGCCCUAUAAAACAGAGUCACUGUCUGCGCUCUUACGGGCAGUAAAUCCCGAUGAAAUAGCGUGUUAUUAUCCGUGUGUACGCUGCAGUAAAGCUGGACAAAAUAUGUCUUUCGCAAUUGCC